Molecule: messenger RNA, 387 nt
Organism: Macrosiphum euphorbiae (potato aphid)
Lineage: Eukaryota; Metazoa; Arthropoda; Insecta; Hemiptera; Aphididae
Source: the annotation of a GenBank genome assembly
AUGUUGCCCCUUUGUAAAAAACCCGAUCAUCGCUCUGGUCUGUUCAACUGCUCCGUUCCACUGCUCAUUCAACUGCUCCGUUCCACUGCUCAUUCAACUGCUCCGUUCAACUGCUCAUUCAACUGCUCCGUUCAACUGCUCCGUUCCACUGCUCAUUCAACUGCUCUGUUCAACUGCUCCGUUCAACUGCUCCGUUCAACUGCUCAUUCAACUGCUCCGUUCAACUGCUCCGUUCCACUGCUCAUUCAACUGCUCCGUUCAACUGCUCUGUUCAACUGCUCUGUUCAACUGCUCCGUUCAACUGCUCUGCUCAACUGCACUGUUCAAGUGGUCACUUGCUCGGCCACCUACAUCAUGGUUGAUCGAAGUCUGUUGCAAGUUCGCUGA